AAAAAAGUCUUUAAUUUAAUGACUUCAGAAAGUUCCUUUGCCGAUUACUUUUUCCGGUGGCCGCCAAAGGCUAACCUGAGUUCUGUGUUAUUGUUAUUGUCAUUGGCUCACUCAGCUGGAUUAAGCAUUCAUUCAUUAUUCGAAAACACCUGCUACUGAUUCUUCUUUCUUGUCUCUCCUUUUCAUUCAUGUAUUUUUUUUCUCUCUCUUUUUUAUGUGUACUGGAACUAGAAGAGCCUCUGUUGAUUGAUGUGACACAAACAAGCUUGUUCAACUUCAAUAAUUCAAUUUGAAUUGUUGGUAAUAAAACAUUAUAUUGGAGGGGCUGGAUUCUCCAGGGUGGAAGGUGAUGGAGAACCAUCGUCAACAUCAGCAGAAGCUGAGUGAUGGCGGUGAAGUACGGUAUAUGCAGAAAUUCAGGCUCUACGAAACCUAUUCGAAAUUUUAUAUGAUUGGAAGAGACAAAAGCAGAACAUAUUGGAAAGUCUUAAAGAUAGAUAGACUGGAGCCAUCUGAACUUAAUAUCAGUGAAGAUUCAACAGUAUUUUCAGAAACUGAGAGUAGUGAUAUUCUUAGGCGGAUACAUGAAGGAAACAAGCCAACCGGAGGACUUAAAUUUGUCACAACUUGCUAUGGAAUCAUAGGAUUUAUAAAAUUUCUUGGGCCAUACUACAUGCUGCUCAUAACAAAAAGAAAGAAGAUUGGGACAAUUUGUGGGCAUAAUAUAUAUGCUAUCACAAAAAGUCAAAUGAUUACAGUUCCUCAUAUCAUCAUGCUAUCCAAAAUGGCAUAUUCUAAUGAUGAGAACAGAUACAAGAAGCUUCUAUGCAGUGUGGAUCUUACAAGGGACUUCUUUUUCAGCUACUCAUACCAUAUCAUGCAUAGUCUUCAAAAGAACUUAUCUGCUAAUAACCCACCAGGACUGUUACCAUAUGAGACAUUGUUUGUUUGGAACGAAUAUUUAACUCGUGGAAUCAGGAAUACUCUGCAGAAUACUUCGUGGACAGUUGCCCUAGUACAUGGCUUUUUUAAACAGGUCGAAUUUUCUAUAUCUGACAGGAAGAUCAUCUUGACUAUCAUUGCUAGACGCUCACGCCAUUUUGCUGGGACCAGAUAUUUGAAACGUGGAGUGAAUGAAAAGGGUAGAGUAGCUAAUGAUGUUGAGACAGAGCAAAUAGUCUUUGCAGAUGCUCAUGAUGGAGACCCUAUGCAAAUAAGUUCUGCAGUGCAGAUUCGGGGUUCAAUCCCUCUAUUUUGGUCUCAGGAAGCAUCUCCAUUGAAUAUGAAACCUGACAUUAUAUUAUCAAAGAAGGACCAGAAAUUUGAAGCCACACAACUUCAUUUUGAAAAUCUCGUUAAGAGAUAUGGAAACCCCAUUGUUAUAUUGAACUUAAUUAAGACACGAGAAAAGAAGCCUCGUGAAACUAUUCUUGGAGUUGAGUUUGCAAAUGCUGUUAGGUUUAUCAAUAAAAAUUGUGGGGAAAUACACCUGAGGUUCUUUGAUUGGGAUCUUCAUCAACACUCAAGAUGCAGUAAAGCUACUGAUGUAUUGACAAAGCUUAGAAGAGUUGCUGCCGAUGCAUUGAAAUUAACUGGCAUCUUCUAUUGUCAUGUAACCCGAAGGCUUGGCGGAUCAAUAGAAUAUUCCAACUCCGUGAAUUGUGUUGACGAGCACUCUACUGCCAAACAAGCUAAUUCAAACAAGGCUAAUGUUGAUGAGGAUCGAGUAGCGAAAGACUGUUUGCAUGUUGAUGAGAGCGUAGAUUACAUUAUAGAACCCCUGAUGUUUCAGUCAGGGGUCCUGAGGACCAAUUGUAUAGACUGCUUAGAUCGGACUAAUGUUGCUCAAUAUGCUUAUGGUCUAGCUGCACUUGGACAUCAACUAGAAACCUUAGGAUUUUUUGAAUCCUCUAACAUUGAUCUUGAUGAUCCUAUAGCAAUGGAGAUCAUGGCAUUAUAUGAGUCCAUGGGUGACACACUAGCUCUCCAAUAUGGAGGCUCUGGAGCACACAAUAAGAUAUUUUCUGAGAAAAAAGGACAAUGGAAGGCUGCAACUCAAUCACAGGAGUAUAUUCGAUCCUUUCAGCGUUAUUAUAGCAACACGUACUUGGAUGGCAAUAAACAAAAAGCAAUUAACUUGUUCUUGGGCCAUUUUCAGCCACAACAGGGAAAACCAGCACUCUGGGAGCUAGAUUCAGAUCAGUAUUGCACUGUUGGGAAACACGGCCCUUCUUCAGUUGAUAGCAACGUUAGGUCGACUAUUAGAAGAUCGCUAUCAGACGGCAGUAUUCUCUGCGAAAAUGAUACUACAAUUAGGAGCAUGGAACAUAUAAAUUGUCAGCACUCUGGAAAAAGUGAUCAGCAUAGUCUUUUAGAGGUUUCUCCAGAUAUCCGUAUUUGUGGAAGUGAUGUUUGUCAUUGCAGGCAAAUAUAUAGUGGUGAGUUCGAAGACCCAGUUGAAGAUCACAUUUGUUAUGAUGAACAUGGGAAUGCAUAUGACUGCUCUGAUGUCCUUGAUGUUGACUGGCCUUCUUCUUCUGCAAAUUCUUGCGAAGAAGAAACACUAGAAAGGUCAACCUUCAUAUCAUCAAAAAAUAUUUCGAAUGAACUAAGGGCCGAGAAAACUGGAUGUACAAGACAAUCUGAAUCCUGCACAAAGAUUCGGCGAAGGGGACAGAUUGAAGUACAGCUAAACAAAGACACCAAAUUUACAAAAAGCUUUGGGCGUUGGGUAAACCAUGAGGAUGGGGGAUGCUUUUGGUCUAAAGAUUGUUGACACACAUUUUAUGUCUCAACACCUCAGUCUAUAUGAAUAUGGAUGGGGUUCCUGUACAGAAAUGAAAUAAAAUGAUUGAUUGAAUGUGGGUGGCAUAUUCCAAAGCAUAUAGCAGUUGAUGGCAGCAGCUCAGCAAAUGAUUUUCCUUGGCGUACAUAAUUUGGAAGGUAAUUGACUAAUGGUAUAUACAUCACAAUAAGUUGUUGGCAAGUCAUUUUUCAACACCCCAAGCGCACUGAUACAUUAGAGCUAGUAAGUAAAUAACUAACCAUGUAUAUAGUCAUUUUUGUUAAGGAGGCUAAUUUCAACACUAAGGUUCUGGUUGUCAAAUGACGUGAGUUGAAUCAAACUUAGUUAUUUAUCCGAUGUAACUGCCUGCAUUUUAUUUUGAAAAAGAAGAUAUUUUAUU
This is a messenger RNA of Arachis duranensis, 3185 nucleotides long. Its product is annotated as phosphoinositide phosphatase SAC2. The coding region runs from base 350 to 2776 and encodes 808 amino acids. NCBI's taxonomy places the organism in Eukaryota, Viridiplantae, Streptophyta, Magnoliopsida, Fabales, Fabaceae. The transcript has 16 exons. Gene Ontology annotation, cellular component: intracellular membrane-bounded organelle. The record is from RefSeq and is a predicted model, not a curated record. Gene Ontology annotation, biological process: phosphatidylinositol dephosphorylation. Gene Ontology annotation, molecular function: phosphatidylinositol-3,5-bisphosphate 5-phosphatase activity.